AUGUUUAUGGCAAGAUCUGAAUACGGCAAGCAUCUCUCCCCGCGCGCCCUCAUCUGCACUCCCCUCCUCGUUGCUGAAGCUCUGGGCAAAAGCCCACGAAGAGGCAGAAAUCGGGGUAUCAACACCUUCUCCCCCGAAGGUCGUCUCUUCCAGGUCGAAUACUCUCUCGAAGCAAUCAAGCUCGGCUCCACCGCCAUCGGCAUCGCCACCUCCGAAGGCGUUAUCCUGGGAGUCGAAAAGCGAGUCACCUCCUCCCUCCUCGAAACCUCCUCCGUCGAGAAGAUUGUCGAGAUCGACCGCCACAUUGGCUGCGCCAUGUCCGGUCUCCAGGCCGACGCCCGGUCCAUGAUUGAGCACGCCCGCGUCGAGUGCCAGAGCCACGCCUUCAACUACAACGAGUCCCUAAGUGUCGAGAGCUGCACGCAGGCCAUCUGCGACCUUGCCCUGCGCUUCGGCGAGGGUGCUGACGGAGAGGAGACCAUCAUGAGCCGGCCCUUUGGCGUUGCGCUUCUCAUUGCGGGCUUCGACGAGAACGGACCCCAAUUGUUUCACGCAGAACCCAGUGGCACCUUUUAUCGAUUCGACGCCAAGGCCAUAGGAUCAGGCUCGGAGGGAGCUCAGGCAGAGCUGCAGAACGAAUACCACAAGUCUUUAACAAUUGCCGAUGCAGAGACCCUGGUUCUCAAGACGCUGAAACAAGUAAUGGAAGAGAAGCUGGACUCCAAAAACGUGCAGCUAGCCAGCGUCACCAAAGACAAGGGCUUCAGAAUAUACACAGAUGAUGAGAUGGCCGCUGUUGUCGAUCGACUACCAUCAAACUAA
Messenger RNA from Trichoderma gamsii, 822 nucleotides. RefSeq names its product proteasome component PUP2. NCBI's taxonomy places the organism in Eukaryota, Fungi, Ascomycota, Sordariomycetes, Hypocreales, Hypocreaceae. The transcript is spliced from 3 exons. Gene Ontology annotation, cellular component: proteasome core complex, alpha-subunit complex; nucleus; proteasome core complex. Gene Ontology annotation, biological process: proteasome-mediated ubiquitin-dependent protein catabolic process. Bases 1 to 822 code for a protein of 273 amino acids. The record is from RefSeq and is a predicted model, not a curated record.